AGUGAGGUGCGCGCCGUGCUGACGUCCCACCGGAGCAGAGACGGGCGGCGGGCGCUUCGCGUGGCGGCCGGGCUUGAGGAGGCAGAAUGAGCAAGGCGCACCCGCCGGAGCUGAAGAAGUUUAUGGACAAGAAGCUUUCAUUAAAACUAAAUGGUGGUCGACAUGUUCAAGGGAUAUUAAGAGGUUUUGAUCCAUUCAUGAAUUUGGUGAUAGAUGAGUGUGUGGAAAUGGCACCUGGUGGACAACAGAACAACAUAGGGAUGGUGGUAAUACGAGGAAACAGCAUCAUUAUGCUAGAAGCCUUGGAACGAGUAUAAAUGAAGUACUGGCUCUUACCACAAUGUGGACAUUUUUUAUUAUUAUUGUAAGUUCUACAGGAGCAUUCCAUGUUUACUUUUUUAAAAAAUAAAUGGUUAAAAUUGGUAUAACUUGCUUCACAACCUUUGAAAAACUAAUUCAGGAUUAUAUGAAAUUUGAAAAAUUGACUUAAAAUUCACCUACAGGAAUGGAGCUGUGAUAUAUUAGCGUUCCACAUAUUUUGCCUAAUAACUAAGUGAGCAAAACAAUUCUAAGCAAUUUGAACGAAAAAUGAACUUUUGCUGGCAAUGGUGAUACACCAACAUUCUUGACCACUUGAGAUCCUGCUUUAUGACAUAUUGGUCUAACCUCCCAUAACAUAACCCUCUUUAGUUGUUUUGGUGUGACACCCUUCUAGAAUUCCCAGCUGCAGUGUAAGAACUGCAGUACUCAUUUCCCAAUGAAAGCAAUUCCCAUUGAAACCAGUGCAGGUUCAAAGAAAAGAUCAUUUAUUGGAAAGUAGUGUACAGCUCUAAAGCAUAGCUGGAACUGAGUCCCAUGCAGAUCAAAACUUAAUUUUACUUCACUCCCAUUUCACCCCUACCCCUUCUGUCUUUGAAUCUGUUCUGUGCAUGUCGACAAAGUCCUCAGGCUCCCAGGUUGGUACGACCUUGGAAGUCCCGACCUUGGAAGUCCUGGGCGCCAGUUAACAAUCCAUCUAAACCUAACGGUUCACAUUCCAUUCCCCCCUCCCCCGUGAUGGCAGAAACGAAGCAAGCAAGCAAACAGUGCUGGAUUGUGAGGUUCUGACAUGCAGAUCCUUAGUCACACAUUUGCAGGAAGGCACAAUAGCACCACCAGAAUCAUUUUUUUUAUUCCCACUUUAAUAACAACAUUAGAAAGCGUGCCUGGUCUGUUACCUGCAAGUUGCUACGCAGUCUUAUGGCUAACAGUCAUGGACGGACAGAAUGAGCAGUCACCUCACGUAUCAGUUCAUAGAACCACGUGCCUUGCAGUAAAUGUAUUCAAAAUAAUUUUCCUACUGCUUUUAGGUGGCUUAAAUCUUUAUUACUUAAUUGCUUUUGGAAUAGCGUUAGUUGCCCCUUGCAGCAAGCGUUUCUCAAGUAAGGAGAACCCUCAACCCUUUUCUCUACAAGGCUCUAAAUACACAUGCUCCCCUUGGAUGCUGAAACAGAUUACUCACCUAAACAAAAUGCACAUAAUGUGAGGCACAAUUCAUACUGGGACUGUAGUACAGUCAAGUAAUAAACAAUCCACGGGCUUAAGGCAUCUGUUUACUUCUUCAAGAGUAAUAAAAGGAAAGCUACUUGCUAGUACAAUUUUCCCGGCUGCCUGAAUAAGCAUCAAAGGACACACAGGGAUAAUUUUGAUUAACGCUACCCAAGUCUCCCUUUCAAGAUACUUUUUAUUUUUUCCUUUUCUCAAGCUAUUGUCUUUUAAUACAGAGUGUUUGGUAGGUGCUACUCUGUAUGUGUUGAGUUUGUCAAAAGCAAUUCUGAAUGCCCUAUUUCCUCUCCCCUCCAAAAAAGGAAGGGGUUAUUCAGAACUAGUGCCCUACUGUAAAUGCAGCCAGAACAGCUGAAUUGAUUUUUCCACUGGAAGCUUAUAAAAUACGAAUUUGAAAGGGUAUUACUUCAAUUUUUUGAACAGCCCAAUUAAAAGGUUCAAAUCAAGCAUAUUCAUUUUUUUUUCUGUACCAUUCUCCAAACUUAUGGCCUCCAGAAUUGUAAAAAUAACAACUUCCAUACAAAGCUAAUGAGUUGUUGGAGUUACUGUCUGGGAGACCAGCAAGUAAAUGAAGUCUGUUGGUAACUUUAUUCAGUGGUUUUAAGAAACACUGCUAUGUAAAAUACCUGAGUUGGCAACCCAAAGGCUUUAUUCAAGGUUUUUCUUGUGCCCAAAAUUACUUAUAACAA
Messenger RNA from Python bivittatus (Burmese python), 2234 nucleotides. It is a transcript of the gene SNRPG, whose product is annotated as small nuclear ribonucleoprotein polypeptide G. Gene Ontology annotation, biological process: spliceosomal snRNP assembly; mRNA splicing, via spliceosome. Lineage: Eukaryota; Metazoa; Chordata; Lepidosauria; Squamata; Pythonidae. Gene Ontology annotation, cellular component: U2 snRNP; SMN-Sm protein complex; precatalytic spliceosome. Gene Ontology annotation, molecular function: RNA binding. The record is from RefSeq and is a predicted model, not a curated record.